CUGUCAGCUGGUCGCUGCGACUCUCAGCUACGUCAACUAACAUGCUAUCCAACAAGAGAACAGCAAGUUCACUUGGACCAGUGACUCCCAACAGCUUGAACCAUGAGUAAACCGAGAACUCGGACUCCUCGGCAAGAAGUUGACAAACGAUAACCAAGAGUCAGCCGCCACCGCGUCUCCUUGGCGAGCCUGAUGAACGCGAGAGCUUUAUUGUUCUAGCUUGCUGGCUAACAUUAGCUAUUUGUCUGGUGAGUUGCCGACAUGGCUGCUGGAGAGAUGUCCUCACGGUACACGUAUCGGCGCCCGCCGUCGAGCAUAAAGCAGGAGCAGGAGGACGACUCGGACUCGGAGAGCCAGCUGCUGGCCCCGAAGAGGCUGGACGGGCUGGAGUCGCAGAUCAUCCACAGCGGACACUUCAUGGUGUCAUCGCCCCACAUCGAGCACCCUCCGAAGAAAGGCUACGACUUCGAUACUGUCAACACACAGACCUGUCAGACUUAUCGUUUUGGCAAUCUGAGGAUGUCACAUCUCUCCAUAGAUGCGUCUCUGACCAAACUCUUUGAGUGCAUGACUCUUGCGUACAGUGGUAAUUUGGUGUCUCCUAAAUGGAAGAACUUCCGAGGUCUAAAACUGCUUUGGAGAGACAAGAUCCGCCUCAACAACGCCAUAUGGAGGGCUUGGUAUAUGCAGUAUGUGGAGAAAAGGGAGAAUCCUGUUUGUCACUUUGCAACUCCUCUGGAUGGAAGCAUGGAUGUAGACGUCCAUCGUCCUGCAGAGGUCAGUGCCACAGAUGGAAUAUGCUGGAAAAGACGAAUUGAAAUUGUCAUCAGAGAAUACCACAAGUGGAGAGCAUACUUUAAAAAAAGGUUACAAAAGCACCAGGAUGAUGACCUCUCAAGCUUGCUUAAGGGACCAGAGGAGCAGUUAUUGCUGUUUGGGGAAGUCUCUCCAGAGAUGCUCCGUGUCUGCUUUUAUCAGGAUGACGAGACAGCUGUGCGCCGCCUGCCUCGCAGGCAUAAUGAAACCCCUGCCCCGAUGGAGAUGGACCCUCUCUUCGACAUGGACGUUCUGAUGUCUGAGUUUUCAGACACGUUGUUCUCCACGUUGGCCUCGCACCAACCCAUAGCCUGGCCUAAUCCAAGGGAGAUUGCACAUGCAGGGAACGCAGACAUGAUCCAACCAGGACUCAUCCCGUUACAACCCAACCUAGACUUCAUGGACUCUUUUGAUCCACUGCAAGACUUAUUUCACAGCCUCCGUCAGCCUGCCUUCCCCUCUGUUUUACCCACUGCUCCAUCAGUCACCCCUCAACCCAGCAGCCGCUCACAGUCACAGGCUGAGUUAAUGUCCUCCAUGCUCGCAAGCAACAACAGCUCCGCUCCUGGCCCCCUGCCCAUCUCCUCUCCCAUAGCCGCUCAAACCAGUCGAACAUCCGGUGGUAGAGAUGAUGCUAUCUUUGUACAAAACUACAUGCCUCUGUUUUCUGGGCACGUGGUGCCAAGAGAUCAAGCAGCCGUCUCCUCAGUUUCUCGGCCAUUAUCCCAUGAUCCUCUGGCACAGUGUCUUCCUGGUCAGGACAUGGCCUCAGCAGCACCUAUGGUUGCAUCGCCCUUGGACAACAUCCCAGCGCUGGAUGAGACCGUCGAACCAUCUGCGAUUACACACGAGACCUCCUCGACGGUUAAACCCAGCGAUGCAGGAACCAACUUCAGCCACGCCUCAGACUAUAGCUCCAUAUCCCCACAGCCUCCACCUCCUCCUUCUCAGCUUCAGCCCUUGGCUCCAUUAACUGCCUCGUCUGUCCAACACCCUCAAACAUUUGCCCUGCCACGCCCCCCCUUUCAGGCAUCCAGUGCCAACAAAAGCCGCCCUGUGAAAAGGAUUGCUCCUGCUAACACCCUCUCCUCCUCCCACCUCAUUCUCACAGCCCCUUUCCCAUGUCAUGCUAGUGCUGUAAUUGUUACACCAUCGCCUCUGAAAGGAGAUGUGGUCCGUAAUACUGGAGUGGUCAUCACUCCUCAACUUGGAGGGACACAGAAGUCUCCCCAGCCGAUUGUCCCCAAAGAAACUUCUUCCAGCCGCGACAGUCCAAAAGCCCCCUCCAGUGUCGGUCACAGUCAGCCAGGAUCAAGUGAAGGAUCCCCACAUGGGUUAGAUCAAGUUCCUAGUCCCCAGUCACUGAUCAGCAGCACUACACCUCUGGUAAAGAACGAACAAAAUCAGAGCCGGAGGUCAGCAUUCAUAUCUGCGGAGCAAAAGAGACGAUCAAACAUAAACAUUGGCUUUAAAACACUCUGCAACAUGGUUCCCACUCUGAAGUCCCAAUCAAAUAUCAGUAGUGCAGUCACGUUGCAGAAGACGUUGGAUCACAUUUGGAAGCUGCAACAGGAGAGGCAGCAGAUGCUGGAAGAGGUCAAGAGGCUACGAGAGGAGAUUGAGGAGAUCAACACCUCCAUUAGCUUGUGUCAGAAGCAGCUGCCGGUAACGGGGGUCCCGAUCAGGCGAAAUCAGUUUGUCCACAUGCAGGAGAAGUUCAAUGAAUAUGUGAAGAACCGCACCCUUCAGAACUGGAAGUUCUGGAUUUUCAGCAUCAUCAUCAAGCCUCUCUUUGAGUCUUUCAAUGGGAUGGUGUUGACCACAAGCAGGGCAGAGCUGUGUCAGACCACAAUGCAAUGGCUCGAUCGUCACUGCUCCCUUCCAGCCCUCCGACCCAUGGUGCUGAGUACCCUCCGCCAGCUGAGCACCACCACGUCCAUACUCAGUGAUCCGUCCCUGCUGUCUGAAGAAGCCAUCCAGGCCGUCACGCACACAGACGGGUGGUCUUUCUCUCUGAGGUGAUGAGGGGACCCAAAAAACACCUGAAUCUUUUAACAGCAAUCAUCAAAAGGACAUAUAACCAGCUUAUCUUAUAGACAUUCAGCAAGGUCGCCACGUCUUCCACCGAUACAUGACCUCCAUGAAAAAUAUGUAUAAUUUUAAAUGCAAGCUAGAUCUGGCUUACUUUUACUCUGUAUGUGCAAUUAUGGGGAAUGAUGCACACAGGGAGGCCCAUCUUUGGCAUUACAUUUAUAGCAAUUGUGGCUUUUAUAUAUUUAUUAAAUGACAGCAGCUACUACUAUCAUCACUGGCUUCAGGUAAAGAGUUUCUACAUAUUUUAGUUGAUGGUGGUACUGGUUGUUUGUUUUUUGAACAACAUAUAUCAAAAGUUGAGUCACUUUUAUAAUGGACAAAAACACAACAUUGUGUUUUAAAAAGGGAAGUAUUGUGUGGCUGUUCAUUGUAUGUACUCACUCAGUUGUAACAGGUGUAUGGACUGGAUGCUUUUUCACAAGGAGAUGAAUGUGGGAUUCUUCAGGACUCGCUGGAAGUAUAGUUUGUGUUUUUAGAAGCUCUGAAACCUCCCAGAAAGGUUUCCCAUCAGAAUGCCUCUGCUCGUCUGAAACAUGGUCACUCAUUUACUCAAGUGAAUGUUGUUUAGACUGUUAACAACAGUGGGUUCUUGGUGGGUUCCCACCCAUGAUGAACAUUUCUACAAUCCACUCCUUCUUUGCUUGCUCUGCACAUUUCCAGCAAGUUCAACUGCUAAUUGUACAAGAAAGCAGCCAUCUUCAAUACAUUAUGUUGCACACAUGAACUUCUACUGGGCAGGUCACAGCAUAAUGAGGAGAUGUUACUUACAGCCCUCAUAGGGAGCAUAACUGAAAUUGCAGUACAGAUUAUUUAUAUACUUCAGUAAAUAUACAUGUACAGUGUUUCAAGAUCUUCUCUGAAUGCACAGUAGUCGAAGGCGUCUUCCUGUUCUUUGUUGUCACUCAGGGAUGUGCUGGUCAAUGUAUUUGUUUUUCAUUCAGCUUUGAACAAAUCCAGUCAGGGUCCUUUUCAGCAGGAACACAUGUCUGUUUAAGGGUACGGGUUACAUCACAGGGUGUGAUUUACCUGUUGUUUGUUCCCUCUCCUAAUUACACUAUUUUAUAAGGUGUGCUAAUAACAGACAGGAGACAACAAUCAGUAUGCCGUGUGAAAAGUUACAGUCCAUAGAAACGGAGAAAGGGUCACAUGAAAGAGGAGUCACCCGUCCAUUCAGGUCAUUGUUUGUGUUCCUGAGAUCACAUUUGACAGAGCGCUCUGUUGACUGAUGAGAAUUAGACAAUGUACAGAAUUAGUUGGCACGUCUGAGUACAGCCUUAACGUCAAAGUGCCCUUACUCAUGACCGCUGCAGGCUAAUUAGUCUUCUCUUUUUGCUGUUAUUUGUGGUUCAGCACUCCUCAGGCAGACAUUGAUUUUGUGAUUUGUGUUUUUAUUUUUCUGCAAAACAACUCAGUUUACUAUGAGUUUGAGUUGUUUGAUAGCAAAUGGAACCACAGUUCGUAUAUGAUGAAUAUGCACUUUUUUUUGCGUUUGAUUGUGAAUUGCAUAUCGUUUUAAUAGUCCUUUUUUUACAAGAAAGACGUAAUUUACCUGUUGAUGUAAAUAUGGCUCAAUUUACAGUUAUACAGGAGAAGCAGUCAUCAAAUUAUGACAGGAAGCCCCAAUGUUACAAAUGUGUAACUUUUUUUCUCAUUCUGAUUUUAAAAUGUUUGUAAUACCAGGUUUCUGUGAGAGGGAGUGUGUGCCUGCUUAUGUACAGUACACCAUUACCGAUUGGAUUUGCAUUUUUUUGGUUCUCCUUUGUUUUUUUGUUUUAUUUAAUUUGUUUUAAGAUGUAAAUAUAUUUUAUAUGCGCAUCUGAGUGUUUUUUUGUUCACUUCCAAAGUUGAUUAAACACAUUUCAAGAUGCCUUCAAUUAUAUUGAAUCACAAUAAAAGAAACACAAAUU
Molecule: messenger RNA, 4817 nt
Organism: Pseudoliparis swirei
Lineage: Eukaryota; Metazoa; Chordata; Actinopteri; Perciformes; Liparidae
Gene: mlxip
Product: MLX interacting protein
Exons: 17
Coding region: 262-2838 (858 amino acids)
Biological process (GO): regulation of transcription by RNA polymerase II
Cellular component (GO): nucleus
Molecular function (GO): RNA polymerase II cis-regulatory region sequence-specific DNA binding; DNA-binding transcription factor activity, RNA polymerase II-specific; protein dimerization activity
Source: RefSeq, a predicted model, not a curated record